Aureobasidium pullulans EXF-150 is the source of this 8760-nucleotide messenger RNA. RefSeq names its product nonribosomal peptide synthase 11. The record is from RefSeq and is a predicted model, not a curated record. The transcript is spliced from 3 exons. Gene Ontology annotation, biological process: amino acid activation for nonribosomal peptide biosynthetic process; secondary metabolite biosynthetic process. Lineage: Eukaryota; Fungi; Ascomycota; Dothideomycetes; Dothideales; Saccotheciaceae. The coding region runs from base 1 to 8760 and encodes 2919 amino acids. Gene Ontology annotation, molecular function: catalytic activity; phosphopantetheine binding. Gene Ontology annotation, cellular component: cytoplasm.
AUGACUGAGCAAUUUUGGAAGUCGGCUUUUGCGGACUUUGAGACUACCUCUUAUCCUUCUAUACCGAUUGAUUAUCAUGCCAAGCCGCAAAGACGCAUUUCUCAUGAGAUCCGAGACCUGGACUAUGCGUUGGCUACCACAGUCUACGUCUCAUGGGCGUUGCUUUUGGCUCAAUACACGAAUGCUAAUGAUAUUGUGUUUGGAGUAUGCCUGAGCAAGCACGAGUCUCCCACCCACCGGAUUUUGCCAAUGCGCAUAAAGCUUGACUGGAAGUCGGACGUCGUCAGCUGGAUGAAAGAUGUCGCACGGCAAGAAACAUUCUUACAGACUUUGGAGGACGAUAUCGAUCUGCACGCCUUUCCAGACAUUAAACACGACCACUCCGUGAUACGUCUGCUUUGUGUCUCUAGACCCCAUCAAACUUGCAGACUCUCGCUCCAGUUCGACGAUGAGAUUGUCGAAGCAAGACAAGCCCAUCGCAUGCUUUUCCAACUGGAAAACCUCAUUCAGCAGUUCAGGAGGCCGGAGCCCCAGACCAGGAUCAUCGAUAUCGAUCCUCUCUGCAAGGAAGACAAAGUCACAUUGUGGGCUUGGAAUAAACUACAGCCAAGGGAAAACUCUACAACCAUACCCGAAUUCUUUUCUUCCCAGGCCUCACAAUUUCCGAAUCGAGUAGCUGUCCAUGCCUGGGACGGCAAGCUGACGUACGCCGAGCUUGAGCAACAGUCAUCACAGCUAGCUCGUGUUUUACUCGCGAGGGGCCUCGCAAACACCGGUCGUAUUGUCCCUGUGUGUUUCGACAAAACAAUGUGGACCACGAUCACUAUCUUGGCAAUCUCCAAAACGGGUUCCUUGUUCUGCCUUCUUGACCCGUAUCAGCCGCCGGCACGCUUAAGCUGCAUCAUCGCUGAGUUGCAAGCAACAAUCGUCCUUGCCAGACCAGAGACCACAAAGUUGGCGCAAUCGCUGUACCACGAAGUGGUGAUUGUUGAUAACCAGUUAUUACACUGUCAACAUUCCUUAUCAGAUAGAUUGCAGCUACUUCCUGGAUUGUUGCCAGACAAUGGCCUCUAUGUGGUAUUCACUUCGGGCAGCACUGGGACUCCUAAGGGAGCAGUAAUAUCUCAUGCAAAUCUAAGCUCGGCGGUUGCACAUCAAGCUUGUGUGCUUGGUUUUAGCAACUCUCGCACUUUCGACUCAUCGUCAUACAGUUUCGACGCAUAUGUCUGCAACACGUUUCACACAAUACUUACAGGUGGUACUUUGUGUGUUCCUUUGGAAAAUGAUCGAAUUAAUAGACUGCAAUCAGUCUUACAAGAUAUGGACGUCGAGCUUGUACAGUUGACACCGUCGGUGUCUUGUCUGCUAAAUCCAGAGGCGCUUCCAUGCCUCCACACGCUCAUCUUGACUGGAGAGAAGAUCAGUCGCACAGUGCUCGAGCCUUGGCUUGCCACAAAACGGGUCCGAGUCAUCAAUGCCUACGGCCCUUCGGAGUGCACGAUCAUGUGUGCAGCCAACACCAACAUUACAAGCAUGGGAGAUGCAACCAGCGUCGGCUUUGGUCUUGGAGCUACACUUUGGAUUGCCGACGUCAAUAAGGUCACUCGGCUAGCUCCAGUUGGAGCUGUGGGUGAGCUGCUCAUCGAGGGCCCUAUUGUCGGACAAGGGUACCUGGGUGACAAGCGGAAGACUCAAGAGUCUUUGGUAUCCGUUCCGGAAGGAUUCCUCUCAGGCGAGUCUCUUGCGCCUGUGGGCCCACUUUUUCGCACCAGAGACCUCGCUUGCUACAACGUAGAUGGCUCUAUCUCCUUCAUCGGCAGAGCUGAUACUCAAAUCAAGAUCAAUGGCCAGAGAGUGGAAGUAGGCGAGGUCGAGUAUCAUCUCGGACGUUAUCUGCCUGCUGACCUGCAAUCGAUCGUUGAAGCCUUACAAUGGCCAUCGGGAAGAAAGCAACUCAUCGCUUUCUUGUUCGACAGCGGUUCUAGGUGGAAGCCGAAAGAACUUCGAAAACUAGCCAUUGGGUCUGCGGAUGUACUGUCUGACCGCCUACCGAAGUAUAUGAUACCCUCGGCGUUCUUUCCUCUGUCCAGUAUACCUAUGACUGCGACAGGCAAGAUUGACCGGAAGGCAAUCAGAGCCAUGGCCUUACAACAUCCAGAUCGAUUGCUGGACGUGAACAACGGCCUAUAUUCCGGGUCCGACAGGAAAUCAAAGACUACGAUGACUAAGGAGCAAAAGAUUCUGCAUCGUCUCUGGGUCUUGAUCAUGAAUCUUGAGAGUGUUGAAUUAGCCGACAACUUCUUUUCGAGGGGUGGUGACUCUCUCGCGGCCAUGCGUCUAGUCUCAGCGCUGCGGUCAGAAGGCUACGAGAUGCUGACUGUUGCUGAUAUCUUUUCGCAACCCCGUCUUUUGGAUCUUGCGUCGUUACUCGAGAAGAGCCAUAACAUACCAAAAGAUGUUCAUGACAAUACCGUGGCCCCCUUUCAUCUCCUCCACGAGGACGAUGAAACGGUUGAACAGAUUCGGAGAAAAGCAGCCGACCUAUGCCGCUGUCAAGUCCAUGAGGUUGAAGACAUCUAUCCAUGCUCGCCCAUUCAAGAAGAGAUGAUUACGCUAUCCGCCCGGGAUCCUAUCAAUUUUGUCACUCGCAUUCCAAUCAAGCUCCCUUCUGAUAUAGAUACACAGAAGCUCUACAGAGCUUGGGAUACUGUAGCGACAUCGAUUCCCAUCCUUCGAACACGCAUUGUCGAUCUCAAGCUUCAGGAUGAUUCGGUAUCGAGGCUUCUCCAGGUGGUCCUAAGCCUGCCUGUCUCGAUUACAGAGCACUUCGGAGGGGAGGUAUCGAUGGGCUUGGGCGACUCACUCUUUCGUGUUGGCAUCGUUAAUGACGGGUGCAGAAGCUCUCCAGGUAGCCGGCCAUCAUCUCUUGUGUUCAUUAUGCAUCACUCCAUCUACGAUGGUUGGUUCCUAAAUGAUCUUGGCGAGGAACUCAUGAGAGAGUACGUUGGCCAGCCUAGAGGUGGUAUUGGUCCUUACCGAAACUUCAUACAGUACAUCUCGUCCUAUGAUCGAGAAGCGGCAUCUCAAUACUGGAGGCGGAAUCUCAGAAGCAUCCGAACACGCCAAUUUCCAAGGACGCCUGGUCCCCACUAUAGACCAUGCGCGUCCACAGUGCUCGAGCGGCCAGUCAUCCACAUGGACUGGUCUGGUGAACAUGGAAUGACGCCCAACACGAUAUUACAAGCGGCGUGGGCAAUGGUCCUGUCAAAACACUCCGGCGCAGACGACGUUGUGUUUGGCGCGACGUUGCUUGGUAGACAAGCGCCUUUGAAAGGAAUCGAGCGCGUUGGUGGUCCGACGCUCGCCACUGUACCUGUCAGAAUCGCUUUCGAUUGGGAGUCGAGCAGUCCUCUUGAACUUCUGCAAUCCGUUCAAGCUCAGUCAUCUGAGAUGAUUCAGUUUAUGCAUCUCGGGAUCAAGAACAUUCGUCAACUCAGCUUCGAUGCGGAGCAAGCUUGUCAUUUCUCGACGUUUCUAGUGGUGCAGCCAAAACAAGACAUCUCCGAUACGAACUUUUUCGGUCUCGGCACUGGCAAGGAUGACAUUGAGGCCUUCAACAGCUACUCGCUAAUGCUGGAAUGCUCACUGACCGCUGAUGGACUUGUGCUGAGAGCAAGCUUCGAUGAGAAGGUGAUCGGUAUCGCCGACACCACAACGCUCCUGUCCGAGAUGGAACGGGUCACUACGUCACUUUCCAUGCCGGAAAAAUACCAGGUUCUUCUGGAUAUCUCGAUUCUGACCGAUAGCGAACGAAGGAGCAUCGUGAACUCGAAGAUUGAAGGGCAGCGUGCUCAGAUUCGGGAGACUGAGGUCCUCGUGCAGAGUUGUCUCCCUCAAACGAUAUCUGCUUUUAUUGAUCUAGUGGACUCGCCAGUGAUUGGAGAUCGACUUGUCGCAUUUGUUGACGCGCAGAACCUAUCCUCUACACAGUAUUUGGAGCUUCUUGCCGAGUUGGACGGGGAAAUGAUGAAUCAUCUUCCCCUCCAUAUGCUUCCUAGCGCAUUUCUGAUGGUAGAAAGUAUCUCGCAUAGCGAAGAUCCCGAACGAACACGGAGCAGCCUCCAUCAGCUGGCCCUCCAGGCGGCUAAGAAUGAUUUUGUCCUCCGAUCCACUCUGGUCAGUCACAGCCAAUCUGACCAACCAUCGACGGAAUCGGGAAUCAUUCUACAACAGCUAUGGAGUUCCGUUCUCGACGUUGACCGAAACGCAUGUGGAAAUAACACCUCAUUCAUAGCUUUGGGUGGCGACUCCCUCGCCGCCAUGAGAUUGGUAGCCGCUGCGCGAACAACUGGUUAUACCUUAACUGUCGCAGAGAUUUUCCAAAAACCCCUUCUGGUAGACAUGGCGGCAAGGAUGAGAAGCCAUAUUGAAUCACCAGAGAUGCUCCCAGCAUUUACCUUACUUGAUCAAUCUGUGGACAAGCAAUAUCUUGCUCGAGUUUGUAAUGUCGAUCCUUCCGCAAUCGAAGACGCUUACCCCUGCUCACCACUGCAGGAAGCCAUGAUGGCGGGUACUAUGCGGUGGGCUUGGAAAUUCGUAACUGUCGGUGUCACCAAUCUAUCUGAAGAAAUUGACGUGGAGCGACUGAAGAGAGCAUGGGAAAAAGUAUCAUCUAUGACACCGAUUCUUCGCACGCGUAUAGUCGAGCAUGCUGGCACAGGUCUUUUACAGGUAGUAGUAAAGGCGCCUGUUCAGUGGUCGACUUAUCGGAAGAUUGAAGACAUCCCUGACACUCCCAUGGGAGUCAACGAUCCUCUUCUGAGAUUUGCGCUCAUUGGCGUCCCAAAAACCGACAGUCGAUUCAUUCUUCGAACCACCAUUCAUCAUGCAAUCUACGACAGAUGGUCUGCUUCGCUCGUCCUAGAAGCCGUCGAGUCAGUGUAUCGACAACAAAUGGCCGUCCCAAAAUCGAUCCCAUAUAAAGUCUUUAUCAAUCAUCUCAUGAAGGACAUCGAUCUGGAUCAAGCGAACCAAUUCUGGACGGCGUAUCUAUCUAACCUCGAUGCUCCCCAGUACCCGCGUCUCCCUGACCCAAAGUACAAGCCACACCAAACGGGAGAUGUGGUGUUCGGAUCAGUCUUGAUGGGCAGACACACAUCUUUGCCUGGCAUAGAUAGGGUAGCUGGCCCCACCUUAGCAACCGUUCCCAUGCGGGUCAAAGUGCGAUGGGACUCCUCCAAGCACGAGUUUUUAGAUGGGAUUCAGUCACAAACCACGAAGAUGAUCCCUUUCGAGCACCACGGCAUUGACAAAAUCCGUCGACUCAGUCCAGAAGCACAACAGGCUUGCGAAUUCCAGUCUCUUUUGGUCGUUCAGCCUCUCGAUGAUACUAGCAGGGGCAGUCCCGCGUUUAGCUUGCAGCUAGAUGGUGACGACAGUACCGAAUCUGACGCCCACGCAAUAGUGAUGGAAGUCAGUCUGCUUGACGCAGCCGAAGGAGUUGCCACGUCGCUGAGCUUCGAUGGUGCAGUACUCAAUCAGGCGCAAGCACAAAGUAUGCUCACACAAUUCGAGCACGUUCUUCGACAUAUCUGUGACCGCAGCUCAGAUACAUCAACAAUUGGCGACCUCGAUCUCCUAGACCACAAUCAACGUUGCCAGAUUUGGGCUCGUAAUGAAACGGUUCCCCAAGCGAUCGACUCUUGUCUUGGAGACAUCGUCGCUGACAGUGCAAGAAAGCACGCUGCGGCACCUGCUAUUCACGCUUGGGAUGGGAGUGUGAAUUAUUCCCAAUUCUAUGGGUUAGCUGAGAGACUGGCCUACCAACUCAUUCAUGUUUACGGCGUGAAACCAGGCAAGACUGUUUUCGUCUGUUUUUACAAGAGCGUGUGGGCUCCCGUUGCGAUGUUGGCCACAACUCUUGCCGGUUACACCACAGUGUUACUCGAUCCUUUGCAGCCCAUUGAACGCUUGCAUAACAUCGUGCGGCAGGCCGGCCCUGGCCCAGUCCUAGUGCCUCCGUCCGCAAUGACCAAGAUAGACACUCUCGGCCCAUUGAUUGUGGUCAGCGAGAAGACCAUCAUGGCGCUUCCUACAUAUACGAAUGAUAAGUGGAAGCCAUGUAUCAAUUCAGAUGACGCGCUUUAUAUCAUCUUCACAUCAGGCAGUACAGGUGCGCCCAAAGGCGUCAUAAUCACCCAUGGGAACGGUUGUAGCGCGUUCAUGCAUCAGAGCAGAGUUUUUGGCCUACAUCCUACGUCUCGCGUAUUGGACCUUGCUUCCUACAGCUUCGAUGUCGUUUGGGAGCAAUUUUGGAUGGUGUUCUGCACGGGAGCCUGCUUAUGUAUCCCAUCCGAUGAUGAUCGCAAAGACAACAUAGCCGGAAUGAUUCGCGAUUUUGAGAUCAAUUAUCUCGACACCACCCCUUCACUUGCCAGGACUAUCGACCCCUCUAGUGUUCCCACUCUGAGACAUGUUGUACUAGGCGGUGAGCCAGUAGAUGUUGAUGACGUUACUCGCUGGGGCGAUGUAGAAGUCCGCAAUGCGUAUGGACCAAGUGAGUGCACGGUCACAAGUACAAUUGCACGUUACCGCGAAGACUUCACAGCCAUUAUCAACAUUGGUCGGCCUUGUGGACUCAAUGCUUGGGUUAUCAGCCGUGUUCAGCCCUCAGAACUUUGUCCCAUCGGUGCCGUUGGAGAAUUGUUUUUGGAAGGCCCCUUGGUCGGAAAUGGCUAUUUGAACAACGAAACGAAAACAAAGGCUUCGUUCCUCCAAGACCCUCCUUGGCUCCCGGAGCAGAUCGCGCAGCAGGGAUCUAGACGGAAAGGCAGAUUUUACCGGACUGGUGACCUGGUCAGCUGCGAUCAUCAGGGAAUACUGAGAUACCUUGGGCGCAUCGACACGCAAGUCAAGAUACGGGGCCAACGCGUGGAGCUUGAGGAGAUCGAGCUCCAUGCACGCCGGUUUAUGGGAGCAGCGGUCUCAGUUGCUGCCGCUGUGAGUGAGAUCAAAGUGUCGUCACAUAGAGUGCAAACUCUAACACUGUUCCUUUGUUCGGCUGGAUCUACUGAAUCUAGACUGCCGAUCGACGUACAGCGACAAUUGUCAAAGCAUCUCGCCCGCCAUUUGCCGCCGUACAUGGUACCAUCGAAGUAUUUCACAGUUAGCUCACUGCCCAAGACUGCAUCUGGCAAGCUUGACCGGAAAUCUUUGCAUGAGCUUGGAGCUCAAUCAAGAUUUGCGGCAAGCCAGGAGAGCAGAUCCAUAAUUGCACCAACGACGGAGUAUGGCAAUUUGCUAAGACACUUGUGGUCACAGAUUCUGUGCACUCCAGAGGAAAAAAUUUCCGAAGAUGACAGCUUCCUCGAUUUGGGUGGCGACUCGCUGGCAGCCAUUCGCUUGGUCGGCGUUGCUCGGCAGCAAGGCAUACCAUUGUCUGUGGUCAUGAUCUUCAAAUAUCCUCAACUUGGAAUGCUAGCCGAACAUGUGACAGGAUCAAAGAACUGUAUUGUCGAGUCAAGGCCUGACUCUUCUCUCUCUCCAAAACGAUCCUUCCAUCUCCCAGACGUAUCAGAUGUAGCGAGAAUCUUGUCUGUUGCUGCGAGAGAGAUCACGAGUAUUCUUCCUGUCACAGAUUUCCAACAAUACGCAGUUGCAUGUGCCUAUGGGACUCCACGAACUGAAUGGAACUACUUCGAAGUAGACUUUGGAUCGAACGUUGAUCAUUACAAGCUGAAGAAUGCUUGUACAGAGCUCCUGCAGCACAUGGGUAUCUUUCGGACCCUCUUUUUACCUUAUCAUGAUCGAUAUGUUCAAGUACGGGUCGACACUCUAGAUUCUCAAGUAUCUAUGGUGGAUGUCGAUCAAAACUUGGAUCGUGAGUGCGAAGCUAUCUGCCUUCAAGAUCUUAGCGAGCCUAUCUGCCCAAGGACGCCCUUCUCCAAAUUUUUCAUCGUGCGCAGCUGUAUGCAAGAUACGACCAAACUGAUCCUCCGGAUGUCACACGCCCACUACGAUGGCUUUAGCCUAGCGCGACUGGCAGAUUGUAUUGGAGCGCUGUACAAUAAGCGUCCGCUCCCAGUCACCACAUCGAUCUCUAGUUACAUCGAAACUGCCCUCCAUCACAGCGAUGAGUCCUACACCCAUUGGAGAACGGUUUUACAAUACUCGGCCCCUCCUCUGAGGCUGUCAGAUGAUAUGCCUUCUGCGGCGAAGAAACAGAAAGCUCGAUUCUACGUUCAGGAUAUCAUAUCUGAUUUGUUUCCAGCUAGAGGUAUCACCACCGCCGCGCUGUUUUUAGCUGCAUGGGGCAUGGCAUUGUCCAAAGUGACCCGCGCGACAGAUAUUGUGUAUGGGCGUGCUGCCUCUGGGCGGGCUUUGACAUCCUCCGAUGUCCUACAUGAGAACGUAAUGGGACCAUGUCUCAAUCUUGUACCUACGAGGCUACGUCUUCAUGGUCUCCAGACAGCUUCUGACAUUCUACAAUCAGUCCAGAGACAGCUCACCGCUUCCAUCCCUCAUGAGACUGUGGGGUUCUCCGAGAUUGUCCGCAAUUGUACGGACUGGCCGGUUCAAACAUCCUUCGAGUCUGUGCUAUACUUCCAGCGACUCGAGUCUCCAAGGUGCCAAGUCGGUGACAAAUAUGUGGAGCUUCAGCCUAUUCACUUGGACCGAGCUGACUCACUUGAACCGCCUCGAGUGAAUAUUGUUCCUCGUGGUAAGGGAGUCUUUGUUUUGGAGCUAUCAUUCCAUGAGUAA